AUGGCCUCAUCUUCAUCCGCCGAGACUUUCCCGAGUGCUCGGGUAGAAGAUCUGCUUGGUCUCAAUUAUCAGUACCACAUGGACGCUAAACCGAACGGAGGCAUUGAUGUAUGGCUCGUCUACUACGGACCUCCGUCACAGACCGAUCCGGAUGACCCCGCUACAUGGCAUUCAGGCAUAGGUGUCACGACCUAUCCCGUCCAUGGCGAGCUGGCCAUUGAAAAAGGAUUCAAAACGGUAGUUUAUUUGUUUCCUCACGGCACUACCGAAGCCAAAUUGGCAAACAUCGCCGCAUACUGUUCUCAGAACCCAAAAGAUUUCGGCCAAUGGGUUUGUCACGCCGUCUCGGAACAGAAACCUGGGACCAUACUCCGUGCUCUUGAAUCACGACCUGAUAGGGAGGUUGAAGUCCUGAGUAUACCUGGCGAUCCACCGGCACCGUCUAAAAUUCCAUUUGAAAGUGUUGAUGUCGAAUAUGUGUUUGGGAUAUACCUUCAGGAUAAAAUAGACGGAGAACCGCCAGUUGACCAGCCUGAUCCGAACGGCAACUUCUGGGUUGCUGAAUAUAGAAAGAAACCCUUGGUGUUGGAUGGACGAUAUGACUCUGGCCAGGGUGUUACCACAGAUAUAGACGACGCUAUGAGAGCUUGGAGAGCAUUUAAGACCUCUGGCGAGGGAAGGGUAAAGUUCAAGGCCUAUAAACUGACGCCCUUCGUUGAACCAGGACGUGGACUUCCAGACAGGUUAUACCACAUGGGCCUUCUAUGCGACAGAGAUGACAGCAUCAUGUUCGGGUCGCGCCAGAUAAAGGACAAACCGUUCCUCGGAAUGAGAGACUGCGUGUGGACAAGUCAAAAUCUCAUAUCGGCGAUGGAAAGAGCUGAAGCGGAAAAAGACACGCAGUUGACUAGUGCGUCAUCUGAUUCCGUUUUCGACAAUAUCGUUACUACUCUUCUUACUUUGAAUCCUGAGAAUAAUGGUUAA
Parastagonospora nodorum SN15 is the source of this 984-nucleotide messenger RNA. RefSeq lists its product as hypothetical. Lineage: Eukaryota; Fungi; Ascomycota; Dothideomycetes; Pleosporales; Phaeosphaeriaceae. The transcript is spliced from 3 exons. The record is from RefSeq and is a predicted model, not a curated record. The coding region runs from base 1 to 984 and encodes 327 amino acids.